Messenger RNA from Falco peregrinus (peregrine falcon), 1760 nucleotides. RefSeq names its product signal transducing adaptor family member 1 (gene STAP1). NCBI's taxonomy places the organism in Eukaryota, Metazoa, Chordata, Aves, Falconiformes, Falconidae. Bases 356 to 1357 code for a protein of 333 amino acids. Gene Ontology annotation, biological process: positive regulation of B cell receptor signaling pathway; cell surface receptor protein tyrosine kinase signaling pathway. The transcript has 9 exons. Gene Ontology annotation, molecular function: signaling adaptor activity; protein kinase binding. The record is from RefSeq and is a predicted model, not a curated record.
UGACCUCCAGGUGACACCCAUCACAGUAAUGAUGCACUUUUGCACCAGCAUGCUCAUCCAUUGAAUGCCUCCUCUGGAGUAAACCCGAGAAGCACGCUCUAAAGGCAAAGAUCCUUGGAAUCCCUUUGGUUUUGUUUCCCCCAUGAUCAUACGCCAAGCAAAAGGUCAGUGGUGUGCACUGACCUAAAAGCAAGUACAGAGACUUCCUCUUCGAGGUGCUGCUUUUCCCCACCUCUCACCAGGCGAGUUCUCUGGCUGAGGCUGGUACAGAGCAGACCGAGAACAACGGGAGCAGAGGUGAAAAAAGAGCACAGCAACAGAGGAUAUCCAGAAAUCCUGCUGAGAUACCCAAAGGAUGCUGAGAAGCAUUAGGGAACAGCCCAAGGAAACUCCUCAGCCAGCCCCUCGGCAAAUCUUCCAGGAGAGGCAGAGGAUCACUGGUCUGCCUCUGUACUUCCAAGGCUACCUGUCUGUCAGGCACUCAAGAUGCCAGGAAUUUAGAAUGUAUUGGACAGAACUCAGAGGAACCAUGCUCUUCUUUUAUGAUGAUAAGAAAGCCCCAACAUACUCACAGAAAUUAGAUAUAUCAGCUUUGAUCUCGGCAACCAACGUUUCUCCAGAUGAAAACGGCUCUGCACAGUUCAUCCUGAUGCUGUCAAAUGGGGAACUAGAACUGAAGGCUAAUGACUGUGAACAUGGAAAAGAAUGGAAGGGUUUUAUUCUCACUGUAACAAGGCUGUCAGUUCCACCAGAUGAGUCAUUACUACCUGGGCAACUUGGAAGAAUGCAUGAAGUGCUACAGAAGGAAAAGAAAAGAAGGAUUAUGCUUAACAACUGUCCCAGCACAUCCUCGAACAGAAAAAGCCCUCCCAGCUGUUCACUGACCACUAUACCAGCGGUGCAGAAAGUGUCACAGCUGUACGAAAGCUUCACUUUCUCUCCAAGAAGGCCAAGGCACUACUAUCCUGAAUUAUGGUCCUAUAGAAGCAUAAAUCUGCAAGUCCUUCAGAUGCCACGCCUCUUGGCAGCUAUGGCUACUUACCCUGGGUGCUUCUAUGCAGUAUCUCGGCAAGAAGCAAUAGAGAUGUUAGAAAAGAAUCCUUCAUGUGGGAAUUUGAUCCUGCGUCCCAGCAGCGACAGCAAGAACUACGCAAUCACUAUCCGACGUGAGCUGGAGGCGCCACACUUAAAGCACUACAAAGUGAUUUCCAAAGGAACAAGUUACUUUGUCGAAUUGGAAAGACAGGUGACACUCCCAAGCCUUCAGGAUGUUGUCAAUUACUUUGUGACCCAAACCCAAGGGAACCUGAAGCCAUUUGUCAUACAGAUGCACACUGCAGAGGACCCAGUGUUAUGAAAGCAAGCUGGUUGCUGAAGGUGCACACAGGAACGGCCCUGCUAAAAAAAAAAGAAAUAUAAGGGGCACAAGAAGCAGCACAGGAAUUCCACACCAUUGGAGAUAAACAGAAGGCAUUCCCCAAGCUACUCUUUCUGAAUUUCUAGAACAGCUCUGUUGGCCCUAAACCAAGAAUGUGAUACAGCUUCUCCCAGGGAAACUUCUGAGAUUUGGGGAGGGCAAAUAACCCCAAUUCCUCUAGAUUAAAUGUGGAAAAAGAAAAAAAAAGAGUGGGAAAAGAGGAGACAUUGCCCCUGCAAAAUGCAAUGGGGAAAUAUUAUAUUGAAAAUAGCCAGACAGUGUUUGUGCGCUCAAUUCUGUCACUGGCUCGCAGUGCAAUAAAUUCUUUGCAUUAAAAACCCCA